UCUCAAAAGCAGCCCUGCGUGCUUUGAAGGCGUAUGUACCAAUAAUUUCAUCCCUGGCAUAUUCAUCCCCGAGGAAGGCAGUCGACAAAUUCACCCAAGACAUUUUUUGACGAAAUAGUUAUGUACCAUAGGGAGUUUACAUGAUUUAACUUUCACAGGCGAUUAGUUGAAUCAAAAGUUGAACGAAAGUAGAGGCAGCUGGCCAACUUCAUUAAAAGCGAUUAGUUGAAAGGCCGUUUACACUAGGCGAAUAUUGCUUUCAGCUAAAAGUUGCCAGAAAAACGCCUCAUGUAAAUUCCCUAUUACUGCCAUGGCAAAUAUCAUUGAUAAGGUUAGAGUUCUUUUGGUGGGAGAUUCAGGGGUUGGAAAGACUUGCCUUACACAUUUGAUAACGCACAAAGAGUCGCUCUCUCGUCCAGGGUGGACCGUUGGAUGUAAUAUAGAAGUCAAGUUACACGAAUACAAGGAAGGAACUCCUCAACAACAGUUGUAUUUCAUUGAAUUUUUUGAUAUUGGUGGGUCAUUAAGCCAUAGGAAUACUCGUGGUGUCUUUUAUGCACCAAUACACGGCAUUAUUCUCGUUCACGACCUUACAAAUCGCAAAAGUCAAGAAAAUUUGCGCGAAUGGCUCUACGAAAUUCUCAACAAAGAAGGAAAAGAUGUAAGAAAUAGUAGUGGCGACUGCAGUUUUGAUCCGGAGCAAUUUUUAGGUUCGACUCAACUCCCUUUGUUGGUAAUGGGUGCCAAGUUGGAUCUUUUAGAUGAAAGACGUCAGCCAAAACCACUAAAAAAAAUUGGUAGCAUAGCAGAACAGUGUGGAGCGGAGGAAAUCUGGUUGAAUUGUAGAGAUCCCCGUAGUUUGUCUGCUGGAACAACAGAUGCUGUGAAAUUGUCUCGGUUCUUUGAUCGAGUAAUUGAGAAAAAAAAUCAGUCGCGCGACUCCUCUACGUCAUUCGCGGAUAAAAGAAAGUGUACAAGUACUUUCAAUGCCAACACGGAAACAACGACAAAAUUAAUCACAUUACUGCGCUGAAUAUGCUAAUAUGAGAACAAAUGCAGAAUACCUACAAUUCUCAAUUUAAAAAGAGAGGAUCCAUAUAGACCUCAGCUCAAUGAACAUAACGGUAUAUUUUUUUUGGGAAACAAAUACAAGAAUUAUUAAAGGUCAAGGUUCAAAUAA
Molecule: messenger RNA, 1180 nt
Organism: Rhagoletis pomonella (apple maggot)
Lineage: Eukaryota; Metazoa; Arthropoda; Insecta; Diptera; Tephritidae
Product: rab-like protein 3
Exons: 4
Coding region: 311-1033 (240 amino acids)
Biological process (GO): intracellular protein transport
Cellular component (GO): endomembrane system
Molecular function (GO): GTPase activity
Source: RefSeq, a predicted model, not a curated record